Messenger RNA from Malania oleifera, 1649 nucleotides. RefSeq names its product ribulose bisphosphate carboxylase small subunit, chloroplastic 3-like. The transcript has 3 exons. The coding region runs from base 922 to 1443 and encodes 173 amino acids. The record is from RefSeq and is a predicted model, not a curated record. NCBI's taxonomy places the organism in Eukaryota, Viridiplantae, Streptophyta, Magnoliopsida, Santalales, Ximeniaceae.
AUUUAACCAAGAAACCCAAAUCUCUUACGAUCUUACCCACACCCACUGCUCUUUGCCCUUUGCCCAGCACUGUAGCACCAGCACGUCGUCGCCGUCGCCGCACGCCGUCCCGCUCCCUCUCACUCUCAGUCUCCCUCAGUCCCUCUAAGCUCUCACGAUCUCACCCUCAGGCCUCAGUGUCAUCGCAUGCCAUCCCCUCCCUCUCACUCUCAGUCUCCCUCAAUCUCUGACUCUCCCUCUCACAAUCUCACCCUCAGCCUCCGACUCUCCCUCUCACGAUCUCACCCUCAGGCCUCAGUCUCACUCUCAGUUCGACGUCUCGGCUCACUCUCAGCCUGGCAUCUCAACUCAUUCUCAAUCCGACGUCAAUCUCCCUCUCUCGACUCUCUCAGACUCACUCCAACGUCGAUCUGCAUUUUUUUUAAAUAUUUAAUAAAUAAAAUUAGUAUUUUUCUUUAAAAAAUAAAUUUAAGGUAUUUAAAAUAUAUAAUUAUGUUUUAAACGGAUAACUCGACCCGAUUAAUAAAUGGACGGAUUAAUAAAUGGACGGAUUAGGAUUUACAUUGUUAUGACCCGUUUAACAUGGAUCCAUUUACAAUCCGAACCGUUUACGAUCCAACCCGUUUUUCAACCAGUCCGGAUCCGGCCCAUGAACCCGGCGGACCAAUCACCCUCUAUGUGUCUCACGUGAAAGCAAUUAGAGACGCAGAUUUUGAUACAUAGAAGUCACGGCGCAUUUAUAAUUUCUAAUUUUAAAAAGUGUCAUGUGGAGUGGGGGAGGGGGGCUAGGGUGGGCACUGUUAUUUUCCCAAAACUUGAUCCAAAAAACCAUUUAACGGGUCCUAGCUAGAAUAAUUUCUUUGUGCUCUUUAGGUCUCUCAUCUCUCUGAACACUGCUCUUCAGCCUUGGCAGUGAAGAAGAUGUCCGGAAGCAUCCUCUCAAGUUUGGCGACCGGUACCGGUACUUAUAUUGGCUUAAAACCCACUUCCCCUAAGCUGGUUUUGGGGAAGGAUUCUUCAUCAGUUGCAUGGAGCUUGAAAACUGUCUCUAACGGUUCUAAGAUUCGUUGUAUGAAGACAUGGAGUCCCCUAAACAAGAAGUUUGAGACGCUGUCCUACCUGCCACCUCUUUCCGAUGAUCAGGUUGCCAGACAAAUCGAGUACAUGCUCUCAAAGGAAUGGGUUCCUUGCCUUGAAUUUGACGAGUUGGGGACGGUGCGUAGGGAGAACAGCCGUAUGCCGGGAUACUACGACGGCAGAUACUGGACGCUGUGGAAAUUGCCGAUGUUUGGGUGCACUGAUUCGUCCCAAGUCAUAGCUGAGAUCCAGGAGUGCAAGAAGUGUUACCCAAAUGCUUACAUUCGCUGCUUGGCGUUCGACAACCAGCACCAGUGUCAGUGCAUGUCCUUCCUCAUUCAAAAACCCACCUCAUCACCUACCUAAUUAACACACACGCACCACUUUCUCUCUCUAGUAUCUCUCUCAGAUCGAGCGUCUGCAGAAUACUCGAUCGGUUUAAUACUACCUGCUUAAUAUCACUUUCCUUUUUUGUCCGUGGGAAUAAUAUAAUUAGGCGAUGCUUGAAUGUUUUGUAAGAUGGCCCGUUUUGGGCUCAGAUAUAUGAAAUAAUAAGCUUUUAGUUUGAAUUA